Molecule: messenger RNA, 1399 nt
Organism: Copidosoma floridanum
Lineage: Eukaryota; Metazoa; Arthropoda; Insecta; Hymenoptera; Encyrtidae
Source: RefSeq, a predicted model, not a curated record
GAGCGCGAGACUCGCUCGUGGGAGUCGCUCUGCUGGCACGGAAGACGGCGCACCUCGCGGUCCAUCAGGGUUUUUCUCGCACUCGUCGUCGGCCGUCCCAGUGCGAGGUGAGUCUCGUUAAAUAGGUAUUACCACAACACACGCAAAGUAAAAAUCGUGAGAGAGGAGUCCGGUCGAAGGUCAACACUCGUGGCAAGAGAAAACAAAAGACAUCGGGAUGCCGAGGCCUAUCCUGAGCAGGCCGCGUACGCGCGUCUACGGGUGCAACUACGACAAGGGCGAGUCGUACUACAAGCCGACGAUCGAGAACUUGGACAGGAAGUACAGCGGGCGCCCGCUCUUCGCCGAGCCGCGCAACUCGCUCGCCGACGAGAUAGCCGCGCGACGUAGCGACAUCGGAACGCGCGACCUCGCGGGCUCCCGCACCUUCGACCUCGACUUCGAGCCGGCCCCGACAAAGCGCCACCCGGUUCCCCUGCUCCCCGAAGACGAGGACUUUGUGUUCGACGUCCGCGGGCAGAAGACCUCCCGCGGCGGUGCGGCGCGCCGGCUCGGCGAGAGCCUGGAAAGGGAGUUCCUUGGCAAGGAGUCGGGCCACCUCCGGCGCGCGGACCAGCUGCUCGAGGAGUUACGCCAGCCAACGGCCAAGUGGACGAGGCUCACCGGGGACGAGGACGGGGCUGGUGGGAGCGGCGCGGCUGCCGACCGGGCGCGCAAGAGCAAGGCCCGGCUGAGCGACCUCGAGCACGAGAUGGAGGAGAUGGCCGAGAAGCAGGCGCGCCGGGAGAAGAGGGCGGCGGCGCUUAGGGCCUUAGUCAGCGAGACCGCGGCCAUGGGGGAUGACGUGACCUCGUCGAUGCAGUCGGUCCACCAGCAGGUGCACCGCUCCGAGAAGACCGAGAAACACGUCUCCUUUUAGGAGGGCUUUUUUCCACCUUCCCUUUUUUUUUUUUUUUUUUUUUUUUCCUUUUUCCCCCCAUCCGAUUGUCGCGAAUCGCCUCCGUGUGUCUUGUGUACUCGCAAAAAAAGGAUUAAACACGCGCUUAUGGUUUCUAAAAGCAAGUAGGUGCACUAAGUAUACAUUGUAACAUGUACACACUUUUGCCGAAACGUUUUUUGCGAAAAUCGGAUGAUACAUCGCUUGGGCAGGUAUACACAGUUUAGAUUUAUUUACUCCUGUUAAUUUCAAUCCUCGUUUUAGUUGUUUUUGAAAAUUACAAUUGUUCAAACGAUAUAUACUUUCCUAAUAAUAGUCGCACAUGUGUUUAACCUAUUUUUGUAUGAUAACAGAGACAAAGUAUUUUUGUACGAAAGUAUGUUGUAUGGUCUUAUAUCGUCGAACACGGGAAAAAUCGUAUCCAUAUAUUAUGUUGUGAUAUGUUUUAAUAAAAAAAAAAAA